Molecule: messenger RNA, 432 nt
Organism: Racocetra persica
Lineage: Eukaryota; Fungi; Glomeromycota; Glomeromycetes; Diversisporales; Gigasporaceae
Source: the annotation of a GenBank genome assembly
GAAUUAGAUAUACAAAUCUGGUCCAAAAUCUCAUUUUCACCUCCAACUUUUGACAAUUCACUGAUCAUUGAUAUGGCUACUAGUCUAUGCGCUGAAACCUCUGCUGCUACUGCUCAAAGACUUUGCCAACCCAAUAUCAUAUAUAAUUCAGAAAAAUAUUAUGAUGAUCAAUUUCUUACUGUUUACCUUGAUUCAUCUACACUUUAUAUAUAUGAUGCUUGGGUAGAGAAAGAGAAAGAAGCCAAAGAUCAAAUAGUAGUAUCAGAUCCUGAAGCAGUCCUGAUCUUGCCAUUGCAUAAUAUUGUAGUCGAUAAUCUAUAUGAAAGCAAUAAUUAUCAAGAUAAAUAUGAGGAUCAUUAUCUUUACCAAAGAGCAGAACAAACUUACACACAUGGAUAUCAAAAGCUUUUGAUUCUAUUGUGGAACCAUUAA